Molecule: messenger RNA, 3729 nt
Organism: Schistocerca cancellata (South American locust)
Lineage: Eukaryota; Metazoa; Arthropoda; Insecta; Orthoptera; Acrididae
Exons: 3
Coding region: 343-903 (186 amino acids)
Source: RefSeq, a predicted model, not a curated record
CGUUACAUGGGAGAACAGAAAUUACGCAAGUCAAAGAUAAUGUAAUGAUGAAUAUGCUACAUAGUCCCGAUGGUUUCAAUGCAGUCUAUUGCUGCUGCCAUAAUGUUUUCGUUUCAUAUGGUUAUUGUGAAGCUUGUAAGUAGAGAUUGAUGUGAGAAAUGACUACGAUCGAGCUAUGCUGCAGAAAUGAGAAAAUUGCAAAUGUGGUGUGGCGUGGUAUUAUCUUCAUUGUGACACCAUGAAGUUACGUUUAUGUUCCAAUGGAAUGUUAGUUUGUUAUUUCAUUAAACGCCAAGUGGCUUAAUAAAGUACAAGAAUAUCAUCAAAUUAUACGUAACAGAAAUGGCAGGUGUGUUCGGCAGUCAUGAUAAACGGUUUACAAUUGAUGACGCGUUUGAAGAAGAAAAUGAUGAGGCUAUCAGGGUCUAUGGCUCAACCACUGAAAGAUCUCCACUAAAGCCAAAAAAUCGGAACGUUGUGUCAGAAGACAGUGUUAUCGUAAGAAUUGACGAUCCCAACCGGACUUCAAGAACAAUUACAAGCACUGCACCAAGAUUUAAAGGCGCUGACGAUACCAUAUCCAGGGACAGCGAUUCGCUUAUACAGGAUGGUGGAUUUUAUACCGGAAUGUUUGAUCCUUCCCAGUCAUGUUGGCGCCAUCCAAAAAUACGAGAGAACUGGAAAAUGGUUUUGGCUGCUGUUGUGCUACUGAUUGUGGGAAUAGGUUUAUUAGUGACAGGAGUUGUAGUGGUCUGCAUUCCAGAGUCAGGUAUACAAGGUUUUGUAUUUUUCUUGGCUGGUUUCAUAUGUUUUAUACCUGGAGCGUACCAUGUUGUCUAUAUUUACUGGGCUGUGAAAGGCAAACGUGGCUACGAUUUCUAUCACUUGCCUUUGUUCAACUGAAACGUAUGAAUACCAUGUCAAAGUUCACAUUUUUUGCACAUAGCCUCAGGAUGUUCAAAUUAAAUAAAAUACAUCAAUUGUACUUUUUUAACAGAAGACUACUGAAAUUGUCUUUCAUUGUGUCAUGUUCCUUUUACUAAAGUUAACUAGUCAUUAAUAAAAAUUAUGUGGGUACAGUGUAAUCAAAAGCCUGUAUCUUAAAAAGCAGUUUGGAACAAUUGUAGAAGCAAUUUUUCUGAUCAACUUCAUUUGAACUCAAAAGGUGUCUUUUCUUGCCUAUAUAAAGCCUCAACAUUGACAUUUAUACUUCAAUUUGUGACUCUUCUGCCUAUAACUAUAACAGUGUAUUGACAAUUCAUAAUUUGAAAUAAAUGGCCUUGAAAUGUGUGAUAAUUUUGACAGUUUGUUCUAAUAUUUAUGUACUUGACUAUUAUGCAGCUAAAGGACUUUAAUUGUCUGUGAAAAACUAUUUUGUUAUUGUAUUAUAAUUUUGUACAGUAUUUGUUACAUGUGUGUUUUAAUAUAUGACUGUUGUCCACUUAUUGUAAAUAAUUGAUACAUGCUCACAGAUUUGCUGAAUUAUGAUACUGUGAUUUGAUUGAAAGUAGUUUUGUAAUGUAUUGUCAGUCACUUGAGAAGUCUGAAAACCAUGGAUUAUCAGCUUGUAAAUAUUUGAUAUUAUUCCUGUUCUCACUAUCAUGAAAUUAUGUCUUGGAAUUUGAGCUUAUAUCAAACAUAAGUUAUAUGUAUGUACAUAAUUAAUUGUGUUGGGCUUUAUAGCCUGAUAAAUUGGACUGUGUGACAAUUUUUAAUGGGCUGAGUGAAUCUUCUGUGGCCUAACGACUGAAGUGCUUAUAUAUAAUUAGCCUACCUCUUGAAAAUAAGCAGGAUUUUGGAAAUGGUAAGAAAUUGUGCUGCAGCUGUUGUAACCAUCAGUGCAUAAAUGUGUUAUUAUGUAUUACUAACCUUUGUUUGGUAAUAUAAAGCACAUUUCUGGCAUUCCACAAUUAUUUUGCUAUAGGCCCAAUUGAAAACAAGCUGUGGAAUUGAAAGUAGUAUAGAUUUUUAUUAAGAUAUGUGGAGGACUGUGAAAGUCUUAGUCAGAAAAUGUAACAGUAUGUGUUAGCACUCAUGCUACCUGGGAAUUCUGCUUGUGGAAGUAAAAUUCAUAGUUAGUGGCAUGAAGUACACGGGUAUCUUGUUAUCCACUUGCUAAUUAUUGUCUGCAGUCAAAGGUGUUUGCCCCCUUGGAAUUGUAUCUUUACAUAUUUCUUCACUUAACAGCAGUUGUAGUCUCUAUUGCUUCAUUAAUUUUUUGGUAACUAAAAUAUCUACUGAAAGAAAGUCCAUCCUCUACUUCAUGCUAUGCUGUGAAGAUACCUUGCAUUAAAUGUGCAAGAUGGGAAUGCCCAAGAUUUUGUCAUACUGCAGUAUGGCUGUGGCAAGACUGAAAUACCUCCUGUUUGUAAGUUAAUUUAAGUUACUGCUUCCAUUACAUCGAAAAGUUUCAUUCCUGUAUAACAUUUGUAAGUGACUAUAUAUUUGAAGCUAUUUCUGUGCUCUACAAUUCUUUAUACUCAUUUUUGUGCGUUUUUAAUAAUAAAAAGAAGUCAAUAAAUUUAUGAACAUACACACACAAAGGGCAAAUUGUACCCUGAUUGUGCCUAUCUCUAAGUUGCAUAUUUAAAGUAAUUUAGCUAAGAUAUUGCCUUGCCAAAUGAAGUGCUGUAUGUCGAAACAACUUUGGCGGUCAUGUUGUUUGAAAUCCAUUCCACGCAUGAAAAUCUUUGUUUGAAUAACGGACCCAUGUUUUGUCUGUAACCCGCAUCGUAUUUCCUUCUACUAGUGGUCUCUCUCACUGACUUGUGCGAGAGGGGGCUGAAUGUUUGUUUCGACUCGGUCAACAUUGUGACUAAGGUAUAAAAGUUGUGUUUAAGAAAGUUGCUGGCUAUGAGAACAGUAUCUGCUUUGUUUACCAGACAUUUGAAGUGCCAUAUUGCAGAUCAGCCCUCUAUUUCACAGCUAAUGGCAGAGGAGACUUUGCCUUACUGUAUUCUUGCCAUCUUUGUAUAACAUUUAAAUACCUCCUCAUUGUUUGUGAAAUUGGUGUAUAUUUUGUUGUUUUUAAUAGUAUAAGAGUUGUUUUUUCCCAGAUAAUACUGCUGCUAAUCAUGUUAUAACCUCAAUGUAACCUGCUGCUAUUGCUUGUGCAGGUCCUGUUUUCUGUCUUUUCAACACUCAAUAUGAACUAAAUUUUGUAUUAUGCCUCAGAUGUCAGUUUUGUGAACAAGUUACAGAAGUGUAAAAGACGUGAAUUAUUUCUAGGUAUUACAGUGAAUGAUAUGAUAUAUAUAUAUUACUAAUUGUAUCAGCAUUGGUUGCUUAGUUUUUCUCAUAUGAGUAUGUUUUUGUACAGCAAAACGUAGGUGAGAGUGUUAAACAAUAUUUUGUUGUUAUAUGUAACAGUAAAUCUUGUUUAAUAGUGUUUGUUGAUUUAGGAGAAAGGAAAUUGAAUCUAUCCACAUUAAAUUUACAUUGCUGGACGAGUCAUUUCUUGUUAAUAUUGCUACUUACUUCUGGCCAAUGUAUAAUGCAUUAAACAAUACUCACACUUUACAAGAUAAUAUUACUAUUAUUAUGGUUGUUGUUAAACAUGAUAGAGAAUUGCUUUCCUGGCUGCUGCAAAGCAAAUACAUGCCCACAGUUCACCACUAUCCAACUGUGUUGUCACUUGUUUAGUAUGUUAGAGUUCGCUAUGUAAAUUUUUCAGGUCCAUUGUUUUAAAAAGUGUAACAUAAAUCACAGUAAAGCAGUAUGUUUUUCUUU